Molecule: messenger RNA, 1491 nt
Organism: Durusdinium trenchii
Lineage: Eukaryota; Dinophyceae; Suessiales; Symbiodiniaceae
Source: the annotation of a GenBank genome assembly
AUGGCCCUUGGCAGCGAGAGCACUGCUGAUGAAGCAGUUGAGCCUGACGAGGAAGUUGCAGACUUUCCAGAAAGUGGGGUUCUUUGUGUGCAUGCUUAUGGACGCUUGGAAGAGGUUCAUGUUCAGCCUUUGACACUGAAGAAGCUGCGGCAAGCCGCCAAAGAUGCCUUCGAUUUGCCAGAUACGGAGAUCUUGUUGAAAGGACCUGAUGGCUCCUGUGCAGAAUCUGACGAGAUGCUGAAAAAUCUGGCAUCAGUGUACUUGGAGCUGCCGGAUGGUGGACUUCAUGACCUCGAGCAGCGGAUUGAUCAGCUGCAACACUUGCAGGUGAGCCACGUUUGCGACCGCCUUGCAACCUUGGCUGACGAACAGGUGAGCCACCAGGCCUCCAUUGCAGGCCUAACGGAUGCGUUGAUCGAAGAGCAGGCCUUCCGUCAAGAAUUUGAAGAAGCCGUGCGGGCGGAGAUCAAGCACGAGUGUGAUGGAGUGUCACUUCACCUGAAGAAACGCAUGGACCAGCUGGAGAUCAAGCUGCGAGAGCACGUAGAUGAUGCGCUGCAUUCCUUAGAAUCGAGAGUGUCUCAGGACUUUCAGGACCUCUGGCAAUGGACAAGUGAUGAGUGCCGUCAGUCUACUGAUCGGCUGAAAGAUUUGGAACAGCGAGUGAUUUGCUCCAGCGCAACUGCCCGAGAAGCCUCUGCGAGCAUUACUGCAUUGCGGUCUUCGCGCCUGGAGGUUGGCAGCACAGUGAAAGAAUGCCUGGAGGGGCAAGCAAAACUUUCCGCACGCAUUGACGACCUUUGCGACGGUUUGGUGAAAGAGGUGCAGGACCGAAUGUCAGAGGCUCGGCGAUUGCAGUCUGAGCUUUCAAAGCGAGAUGAGCGGACUGAGUCCCUGAGAGACUUCGGGCAGGAGCUUCAUGCAGCAAUGACCACCUUGCGCUCGCAGCCAGAGGCCGAGGGUGGCGUGGCCCUACGCACUUGCGAAAAGCUGCAGCGGCUUGCAGACGAGUCUAUGCAGCUGGAACGUCGUUUCAGUGAUUUGUCCCAACAAGUUGAAGAAGGGCGCGAUAGCCAGCGCAAAUUACAGCAGGGUCUGGAAGAUGAGAGCGCCGCAAGGAUUGCAGCGGAGGCAAGGCUUGGAGAAGAAUUAUCGGUACAGUCCCAAAGUCUCCUAGCUUUGGAACAUGUGCUACAAGAUUUGGCCCAACAGCGGCGGGACACCUUGGACGGUUUGGGGAGGCUGCAGAGCAGUUCUCAUCGCGAGGAUGAGCAGCCGGAGUCCUCCAAGACAGAAAGCCUGGGGUCAGAUGCAGCACAGGCCGAUGCGAUCAUGCAGCUUAGAGAGGAGUGUCUUGAAUCCAUUCAACGUGAGGUGCGCUCACGACUACAGGACUCGGCGAAGCUGCGCCAGUCCCUUGAGAUGGAAAGCAAAGCUCGCAAGGAGGCCUUCGGUAUGAUCCAGCGUGCUGUGAGCCAAUGUGGAACAUGA